UGGCCAUCAAGGAACAAUCACAAUGCCAGUCUUCAAACUGCUGUUUUGUCAAUCACCUGUUAGAUUGCUCAAAGUUGCAGAUGCUGAUGCCGGAAAGGAUAUAAAAAAAGAAAAGAAAAUGCGCAAAAUUUCCAUGAAGAAAAUUGGAAUACAAAUUGAAACUUAUAUCUGCUAUCUUAUUGCUGAAUAUGAUUGUAACUAA
This is a messenger RNA of Loa loa (African eye worm), 202 nucleotides long. RefSeq lists its product as hypothetical. The transcript has a single exon. The record is from RefSeq and is a predicted model, not a curated record. NCBI's taxonomy places the organism in Eukaryota, Metazoa, Nematoda, Chromadorea, Rhabditida, Onchocercidae. The annotation marks the transcript as partial.